Molecule: messenger RNA, 2409 nt
Organism: Zasmidium cellare ATCC 36951
Lineage: Eukaryota; Fungi; Ascomycota; Dothideomycetes; Mycosphaerellales; Mycosphaerellaceae
Exons: 1
Coding region: 1-2409 (802 amino acids)
Source: RefSeq, a predicted model, not a curated record
AUGGACACGAACACCCAAGCCGAAGAUAUAAGCCGUCUCUGCCCGUCAUGCGCCAGCUUCGACGUACGGGCUCUUUAUGCUGCUCUAGCCUCUGCUCCCCGUGGCAAGGAUAUGGAGUGGCCGCAUCUUAUCGACCCGGAGAGGGAUCCUGAUUGUUUGCGCGACGGGGUUCUGCGCUUCCAUGCCCUACACCCUAGCCUGUCUGCUCUCCAGGCUUCCGCACAGGCGUGCGACUUCUGUGCCGCCAUUUUCGAUCAGAUGAUGCGCCUUCGAGAUGGCUUACCAUUGUCCGAUGACGAAAUCCGGAAUUCGAAGGAGCAAAAUCCAAUCUUCAUUGAGAUGGAUCAAAACGACUCGUCAAUGAGCAGACCCCAUAUCAUGGCCACUCAGUACUCCGAAGAUCCCCUUUCGGAAUGGUCCUCGUGCACCCGUUUGGCAUAUUUUGAUGUAUGUGGGGCUCCUGGACGUGAACCCCAUGACGAGUCUCUGGUCAGCGAAGGCGGGUUCAAUCGCGUUCAAGCAUCAGACCCAAGUGAGCCAGGAUGUCUUGCACUCGCAAAGCAGUGGCUUGACGCCUGCUCGACAAAUCACUCAAGAUGUCGGUGCCAAGUAUCCGAGAAGCUUCCGUUCCGGGUGUUGGAUGUGUCUGAGGCUAUGCGAGUGGUAAGACUCGUUGCGGGAGACAGUCACUCGGGACGCUAUGCUGCGCUGUCCUACUGUUGGGGUGGGGAGCGAGGUUUAUGCCUUCUUAACAGCACUAAAGACACCCUUUACAAUGGUAUUUCGCCUUCUGCUUUCCCCAAAGCUCUCAGCGACGCUGUGGUUGUGACCAAAAGCUUGGGCUUGCGCUAUCUGUGGAUCGAUGCGCUUUGCAUUCAGCAGGAUGACACCGAGGACUGGGCCCAACAGGCGGCUCAAAUGAGUGAAAUUUACAAGGGAGCCGCAGUUACGUUGGAAAUCGCUUCGGCAUCGAAACCAAGUGAGGGCUUUUUAAAGCCUCGGAAUAAUCUCAAGCCGUAUGUGAAGUUGGAAUGGCGCCGUCCGGACCAGAAACUCGCAACAGAAGCAGUGCAGCUUCGGCCUGCCGACGAAAUCCCGGAGUCGGGGCUGAAUGAUGCCUACAUCUUCUCUCGAGGCUGGACGCUGCAGGAGAGAGCCCUUGCGCCAAGAACGUUGAGCUACGGCAGGCACCAAAUGUCGUACGAAUGUGUCGAGGGUGUGCAGGAUGAGUCAGGGGUUUUUGAUGGCGAACUGGGAAGUGGAGUCGGUUAUCACUUGCGCAAAGAGACUAUGCACACUAUUCGUCGUCAGCAGAAUUACAUCCAUCCGUGGCUUCAGAUGGCGGUCAAGGCUCUCGCGAUCCCGGACCCAAUCCGUACCCCCUGGAUGAUCUUUUCCUUCUUCAACGCUUUACCUCUGUCCCCUUUCCGAAGAUUCGAGUCUUGCUACGGGUACUGGAAAGAAAUGAUAGCACGCUUUUCAGAUCGUCAGCUGACGGUGAUGGAAGAUCGAUUGCCAGCCAUCGGCGGACUGGCAAAGGAAAUUCAGAAGGCCACGAGAGACAUGUACUAUGCUGGCCACUGGCGCAGCGAGCUUUUGGAAUCUCUUGCCUGGGAAGCCAGUCCCGCCUUCAACCCUCACAGCGACAGGCAUCGAAUCACGCCACUGGAUGUCCCAACCGAUCACAUUUCUGACUGGCCAAACGGCGUCUUCCCCUCAACGUACGUUGCACCCUCUUGGUCGUGGGCAUCCGUUCGCACUUCAGUCCACUACUGGCCCCAUACCUACCACCGCCUCGCCAAAAUUGUCGAUGUACGCGUGGUGCCGAAACACGGAGAUCCUUUUGGCCGUCUUGAGAGUGGUUAUCUUGACAUCGUUGGUCAAACGCUGCGCAUUCCCACCGUACUACAAUCUUGUGAGUCGGCAUAUCCUUUCCCGGCUCUACACAACUACACUAGAAUUAUGGCUUUGGCUACUGGACGCUUCAAACAGAUCGCUCAUUUGGAGGGCAGCGAUGCGACGGCCCACGAGUUCUUCCAACAUCAUCGAGAACAUCCGCAGCAAGAGUUUGCGUUCCUCAAAAUUCUGCGUCGGAAAGAAGACACCGUCGAAUACUGGCUCUUGUUGGAGUCUUGUGGAGACGAGACAUGGAGAAGACUCACUCUUUUGCAGAUGAAUCCUGGGCCACACGACUGGAGGCUGUAUUUCGAGGGCCAAAGCGAAGAAACUUGUACACGUCUAAGCGUGAAUCGAAACCGUUGGGGUUACUUUGUUAAAGAUUCGAAAAAACUGAUGGAAGAUCAUGAAGAGAGGCAGGCCAAGCUGCUGGAGAUCGCUUUACGACACGAGCGAUUGCGGGCUGAAAUCUUCGCUGCCCCUUUCAAGAAAGAGAAACUUCGCAUUACCUGA